Molecule: messenger RNA, 3261 nt
Organism: Plasmodium cynomolgi strain B
Lineage: Eukaryota; Apicomplexa; Aconoidasida; Haemosporida; Plasmodiidae
Product: transcription factor
Exons: 2
Coding region: 1-3261 (1086 amino acids)
Biological process (GO): regulation of DNA-templated transcription
Molecular function (GO): DNA-binding transcription factor activity
Source: RefSeq, a predicted model, not a curated record
AUGGAUGAAAUUGCGAAUACAGAUCAGACGUUUAAUCCGGCAGUUAUGCCAAUGGACGGGAAGGUAGCGACGAACGGUGGCAGUAACAAAGUGAGUAGCAGUUUGAACGCUGCGGCAUCCCCCGCUGUGGUGGGAGCAAUGGACAACCCUGUUGUCAGCCCUAUGAAUAGCACCAUUGUCAACCCGAUGAACAACAACAUUAUCAACGCAGUGGGCACUGCAAGGACGAACAGCUUGAACGGCAUGAGCAAUAUCGUUGGAAAAGGUAACAGCAACAAGGGUGGCAGCAACAGCAGCGGAACAAACAUGGGACCGAUGAAGAGCUCACCAAGUAAUGAUCCCAGCAUUUUAGCUAACAAUUUGGUUAACACUGUGGUGAACACCGUGGUGAACACUUUGGCGAGUAGUGCCGUGGUGAAUACCAUGUCGAGUGGCAACCACAGCGGUGCCAACCUGGGGAAUAAUAACCCUGUGACCAGUGGAAGCAACAAGAACCCCCCAGCAAAAGGCCCACCAACCCAGCCUGGAACGGGCGAAGUAGUAAUAAAGAAAAAGGUAGGAAGACCCAAAGGAACGACUUCAGCAAAUAAAGUCAUAAAAAAGGAAGAAAAGGUUUCGACGUCUUCGUCCGGCUACCCAGGGGUCAGUUGGAACAAAAGGAUGUGUGCCUGGCUAGCUUUUUUCUAUGAUGGUGCAUCUAGAAGAAGUAGGACUUUUCACCCCAAGCACUUUAACAUGGACAAGGAAAAGGCUCGACUAGCAGCAGUAGAAUUUAUGAAAUCGUUAGAAAAUAACGGUAGAAAAAAAUCAACAAAAAAUAAAACAGAUAGGAAUAAAACGAAGCAAUUAAAUGAAGAAAUGAUACCAGGGAUGUUGAAUAACGACGUGGCAAACAGCUUAAAUAGCAGAGCCCCCAAUGGUACUCCAAUACCGAUGCAAUUAAUGUCAUUAAAUCGAGGAUACUAUAUGCAGAACAUGAAUAGAAAUUUCAACCUGUCAGGGAUGUCCCCAAAUGAUAGAAGUGGUAUGAGCAAUACGUACAACUCGUUAAGUAAUACGUCAAAUUUAGGAGGCAUGGCCCAAAACAUGCAAGACCAAGGAGUAGGAGGUGUAGGAGGUGUAGGAAGUGGCAAUGCAGGAAAUGCUGCCGCCGGGGGUGGAAACGUAAACUUCGUUGAUAGAAAUCUCAGCAGUAACAAUGCUGGCAGUGAGCUUCUAAAAAUGGAAGACAAUUUAGGGUUACACAAUAAAGACGUGGAAGGCUUAAUGAAUGCACUUUUUAGACAAAAUUAUAAUAUGAAUAUGGGCAUGGCCAACAUGGAUAAGCAUCAAUACCUGCACAGUAGUGGGAAGAACAAUGGCACAGGGCAAGGGGGCAUGAAGGCAUCGUCUAACAGUCCCAAUGGAGUAGUUAACAAUGCCAACGGUGUGAAUAACACUAAUGGGGUGAACCCUAUUGGGAAUAGUAACCUUCCCAACAGUAACACUGCGUCCAAUUCGAUGAACGGGAAUGCCUCCCCAGGUCCUCAUUUAUAUUUGGCCAAUCAUGGUGCUGGUGAUGUGUUUGAAAAUGGGAACGAGUCAACUAAUGGGGUAAGCAUGGCCAACAUGGCCAACGUGGCCAACGUGGCAAACGUGGCCAACCUACCCAAUAUGGCCAACAUGGCCAACAUGGCUAACAUGGCGAACAUGGCCAUGACUAAUAUGGGCAAUCUACCCAACAUGGUCAAUCUGCCUAAUAUGGCUAACAUCCCUAACAUGGGCAACCCACCCAACAUGGGGAACCUACCUAAUAUGGGAAACUUGGCAAAUUAUUAUGACUACAAUUUUGAUCCGUAUCGAGGGAGCAUUUCUCCUCAUUUGAUCGAGAUGGUGCACCGGUUAAACAACGACAUGAAAGAUGGUAGUAAGAGUGGUGGAGUAGCUGGAGGAGAUGGGAGAAGUGACGAGAUGAAUGAAUUAAAUUUCUGUUCCACGGAUAACAAUGCAGCUUGGAUUAACCAACUGAAGCAUUCUCACAAUAACCUCUGCAACAAUUUAAACAGCAAUCCUUGUGAUUUAUGUGAUACUAGCAGUGCCUCUCCUGAACCCAAUAUGGCUAAGAAGAUAGACAUGGGUAACCGGAAAAAAGGAGGCAAUAAUAUGUUGAGCAUGUCUAAUAGGAAGAGCGAGAUGGUGGACCCUGGUGCCACUGCAGCUGCACACCAUGUCAGCGGUGAUGGUACUGGCGGAGCAAACGGAAGCGGUAACGCAAGCGGGAAUGUUGGCGGGAACAGCAAUGGAAACAGCGGUAAUGCUAACUUCGACAUGAAAAAUAAUUCUCCUUGCGAGUGUGCGCCACAUCUGAGGAAUCAGAAGAAGCACUACUGCAUGUAUUACAACUCAGCGAAUUCGAACCCCACGAACGACGGCAGUUACAAUUUUAUGGCACCAUGGAAUGGUACUAACCCUAACUCCAGCAACACUCGAAUGAAUGGCUUGGACAGUAAUAAUGAAAACUCUAUUGAUAGCAACCACCUUGCCGCUAAUGGAGCUUCGAAUAGUAAUGCCCUAAACAUGGGAAACCCUAACGGUGGUGUCGUCCUUUGCAUGUCAACAAAUAAUAACCAGGUUAAUUCUCUUGCACAAAAUGCAACCCAUCUGCCAGGGAAUAUGGAAAUGAAUCCUAAACAGGGUUCCCAUCCUUCAUCUGCUUUUUCUGGAACACCUAAUAUACAAGACAUAAAGAAGCAGUUGCAUUUUCAGAGCCAGUCAGGUAUCGGUACAUCUGCUUCAGAUUUACAUAAUGCAUUACAAAUGGCCAAGCAGACGAAUAACUUUGCGCAAAAGGGUCUUACCAGUAGUAACAGUAAUGGUGGCACGAACAACAACGUCAGUGGUGGUAGCAGUAGUGCAGGCUCAAAUUCCAUUAGUGCUACUGCGAAUGGAACGACUGCGCAUAAGAAAAGGGGACCAAAGGACAGUCGGAAGGCCUUAUUACCCCCGUCGGCGGUGGCACCAGCGGCAGGGGUAGCAGCGGUGGGAGCGGUAGCAGCAGUAGGAGCAACCGCGGGGGUAGCGGCGGCGGCGGGAUCUUCGCAUGCUAUGAACACGCAGCCGGCGCAGAACGGGAAAAAAAACGCGAUGAACCUGAAUUUCGCUGACCAUAACAGUUUAUGUAGCAAGCUGAAUAGCAUAAUCAAUUUCGAGUGGCGGAGCUCCGACGCGAAGACGCAUCCGAAUAGAAAUAAGCAGGGCGCAUUCGAGAACGGAGAUACGUAA